Aspergillus saccharolyticus JOP 1030-1 is the source of this 3468-nucleotide messenger RNA. RefSeq lists its product as uncharacterized. The record is from RefSeq and is a predicted model, not a curated record. Gene Ontology annotation, molecular function: methylcrotonoyl-CoA carboxylase activity; metal ion binding; ATP binding. Bases 1 to 3468 code for a protein of 1155 amino acids. Lineage: Eukaryota; Fungi; Ascomycota; Eurotiomycetes; Eurotiales; Aspergillaceae. The transcript is spliced from 8 exons. Gene Ontology annotation, cellular component: mitochondrion.
AUGUGUCUCUGGCACGACAUCAAAAACGGGGGCAAUUACUCCUACAAUCGGUACCACCCCAUCACCUUUCUCGCAGCAAGUACCAAACUGAUUGCAUCAUCCCAGGCUGGUGUCUUCCUCCCGCAACAAUUCCGAGUCUUCCAUAAAGGAGGUCAGCUAUUUCGGGAUCUCGCCGUGCGUACCCAGCAUGGCAAACCCUCCUGCGCGAUCGUCUUUGGCUCCUCGACGGCCGGGGGCGCCUAUCACCCCGCGCUCUCCGAUUACACCAUCUUUGUCGAGAACCAAGGGCAGGCGUUUCUGGCGGGGCCGCCGCUGGUGAAAAUGGCCACUGGGGAGAUAAUCGAAGCGGAGGCGUUGGGCGGGGCGAGGGUACAUGCCACGACGACUGGGCUUGCAGAUCAGAUUGCGACAGAUGAGCUGGAAGCCAUCCGCAAAGCCCGCGAGUGGGUAGCGACCCUGCACAUCCCAUCACCCAAGGGGGUCAUCGACACCAUCGAGCCCCUACCCCCCAGAUACCCUGUCGACGACCUCCUGAGCCUGGUGAACCCCGAUAUUCGAAAGCCUUUUGACAUGCGCGAGGUCCUACUGCGGUUGACCGACGACUCGCGACUAAACCACCCCCUGCUCUUCUUACACAACGUAACUGGCUUCAUGGUCGGUGCCAAAGCCGAGCACGCCGGCAUCAUUCGCACCGGCGCGCAACUAGUGGCCGCCGUCUCCACCUCGACCGUCCCGCACAUCUCCAUCAUCCUGGGCGCCUCCUACGGGGCCGGAAACUACGCCAUGUGCGGCCGGGCCUACGGACCCCGGUUCCUGUUCACCUGGCCUAGUGGCCGGUGCAGCGUGAUGGGGCCGGAGCAGCUGGCCGGCGUGAUGGAGAGCGUGCAGCGGAGCAGUGCAGCAUCCACAGGGAAGGUGCUGGAGCCCGAGGAGUUGCGGGCGCGGGUGGAGCGGUUCCGGGCGGGCGUGCAAGCCGAUGCGGACUGUUAUGCGACGAGUGGGGCGUUGGUGGACGAUGGGGUGAUUGAUCCCCGGGAUACAAGAGAUGUGGUGGGGAUGUGUUUGGAGGUUAAGAGUCUGUCGUUCACUCGACUUGUUAGUUUUGCAGUCUAUUCCAAGAUGAUCGUCUCCCAAAGCCCAUUCGCGCAACAUGCCUCCCCCUCGCGACCCCCACUCUACGUGGCCUCGCCCCCCGUUGACCCGACCACUGGCCGCCCCAUCAUCCAACGCCUCCUAAUUGCCAACCGCGGAGAAAUUGCCGUACGCAUCAUACAGACCUGUCGAAAACUCAAUAUCAGCACCGUGGCCGUCUACGUUACAGAAGACUCCACAUCCCGUCACAUCCGUGAAGCAGACACAGCCAUCUGCCUGGGCUCCCUGAAUUCCAGUACCGACGAAUCCCCCGGACCACAAGAACCAAGCAACAACACCCCAAGUAACCCCUUCCUCAACAUCCCCCUCCUCAUCCGCACCGCCCUCGCAACCCAGUCCGAUGCCAUCCACCCAGGCUACGGCUACCUCAGCGAGAACGCAGCCUUCGCGACCGCCGUGCGCGACGCCGGCCUCAUCUUCCUCGGCCCAAGCACCACCGCUCUCACCUCGCUCGGGGACAAACGCGCCGCCAAGAGCUACCUUCGCACGCACGCACCCUCGGUCCCCCUAAUCCCCGGCUUCGUCGGCACGAGCCAGACCCCGGCUGACCUGAUCAGCGCCGCCACGGAGAUUGGAUUCCCCGUGAUCGUGAAAGCCUCGGCCGGCGGCGGAGGAAAGGGGAUGCGGAUUGUCCAGGAGCCCUCCCAGUUCGAAUCGGAGUUGAGGAGAGCGCAAUCCGAAGCGGAGCGGGCAUUCGGGCAAAGUGACUGUAUUCUCGAGAAAUACAUCGCGGCCGCCAAGCAUGUGGAGAUCCAGAUCUUUGGAGACCAGGAUGGGACGGUCAUUGCGUUUGGAGAGCGCGAUUGUUCGGUGCAGAGACGGCAUCAGAAGGUCGUGGAGGAGACGCCGUGUGGGUUUCUGACGGAUGAGAUGCGGCGGGAGAUGUGUGAUACCGCGGUCAGGAUCGGGACGCUGAUCGAGUAUGCCGGGGCGGGAACGGUCGAGUUUGUGGUGGAUGUGCAGACGCGCCGGUUUUACUUUCUCGAGGUAAAUGCUCGGUUGCAGGUGGAGCAUCCGAUCACGGAGGAGGUGAUGGGGUGGGAUUUGGUGGCGUUGCAGGUAUAUGUCGCGGCCGGGGGCAAGUUAAAGGAUUUGCCGGGGUUGGAGGGAGGCAAACUGACCACUCCAGCGCAAGGCCAUGCGAUUGAGUGUCGUCUUUGUGCCGAAGACCCGAAGAACAACUUCUUUCCGGAGCAUGGGAGGAUUCAGCUGUGGCGGCCGGCGGACGGGGUUUUGGGCCCGGGACGGGAUGUGCGCUAUGAGACGGCGAUCCAGACCGGGGCCGAGGUUUCCAUUUACUUCGAUUCGAUGAUCGCUAAGAUCGUUGUCUGGGCGCCGACGCGCGCGCUGGCGAUUGAGAAGAUGAGUCGCGUGCUGGCCCAGACGGGCUGUGUUGGGGUCAAGACGAAUCAGCUCUUCCUGCAGCGCUGUCUGCUGAGUCCCGAGUUCCGGAAGCCGACGUAUACGACUGCAUUUAUUGCAGCGAAUUUGGAGCAGUUGCUGCAGUUUCCCGAGGUGCCGCUGCAGGAGUGUCUCCCCUUUAUCCCUAGCCUGGUGAUUCGAAGUUUGGCCGCGUCGGCAAAUACUCGUGCGCGGCCAUUCCAGCACAUCCGCAGGCAGUUCCGCAAUCAGCACUGCGAUCCAGUCAACAUCCACUGUGACGUGAUCACGACCAUCACCGGUCCUCAGGCCGAGACCUCGAGCAUCUGUGUCUGGGAUCCACCGGCAGCAGGGCAGUCCCCCAGCCUGCAACAUGCGCGACUCGUCCCUACGCCAGCCCAGAAGGGAUCCAGCUCCGCCACAGCCCAAUACAAUACCCUCAGCAACACUCUCCGUAACGGAUCCACCAAAGCUGUCCCAUCGAAAGCCAUUUCGGUAGACUCCUGGCGACCCAUCGAGAACUCUUCAGACCCAUCAAGUCCAUCCACCACCUUCACCAUCGAAGUAUCCAUUGAUGGGCGCAGAAUUGUUGCCCACGUCGCUGUUCCUUCCCCUGGAACAGCCACCGGAAUGGUCGACCGUUCUCAAAGAAUCUACUGCCACUUCCCAUCACUUGGGACAUACAUGGAAUUUCAGCGGGACAGCCUGCUCUCGUUUGCGGAGAGUCAAAGGAGGGAUGCAACAGCCGAAGAGGCGGGGAAGCGUACGGUCACUGCGCCGAUGCCGUAUCCAGUGAAGGCGGGGCAGGUAGUCAUGGUGAUUGAGAGUAUGAAGAUGGAGUUGAGCAUCUCCGUGGCGGUGGACGGGGCUUUCCAGACGGAGUGGCGGAAGGGAGAUGCGGUGGAGGAGGGAAAGGUCCUUUGUUCGGUUGUAUAA